This is a messenger RNA of Notolabrus celidotus (New Zealand spotty), 2774 nucleotides long. RefSeq names its product class E basic helix-loop-helix protein 40-like. Gene Ontology annotation, cellular component: nucleus. NCBI's taxonomy places the organism in Eukaryota, Metazoa, Chordata, Actinopteri, Labriformes, Labridae. The record is from RefSeq and is a predicted model, not a curated record. Bases 352 to 1635 code for a protein of 427 amino acids. The transcript is spliced from 5 exons. Gene Ontology annotation, molecular function: DNA-binding transcription factor activity, RNA polymerase II-specific; RNA polymerase II cis-regulatory region sequence-specific DNA binding; protein dimerization activity. Gene Ontology annotation, biological process: circadian regulation of gene expression; regulation of transcription by RNA polymerase II; anterior/posterior pattern specification.
GAGCCUCAUGUGACAGAGGUAGGUCAGGCUGAGCUGAGAGUCAGAGGGUUUAUUUAACUCGUCGCUCUGUCCUCCCCCACUUUCCCAACGCGCCACCUAAGAGGGUUGCCUUUCUUUCUGCGGAGUGAUCACGGGGUUGAAAUCGCAAGGACUAACUUUCCAAAAACAACCCUUACAUUGGUUAAACUGUUAUUCAAUGAGAAGAAAUUAACAACGACUUUUACUGCUUUUUGAAGCACUUUAGUGCAUUUUACGACCUUGUAUUUUUUUCAAGCGUAAUAAAUGCCAGUCUAUUUGUGACUGCGUUGGAAAAGUACCUCGACUUUGACUGCGUAAUUGGAGUAAAAGAAAAUGGAGCGAAUUCCAAGCGCGCAACCGCCUCCACUGUCCAAACACCAGGCUGAUAUGUCAGACGUGCAAGGGAUGGAUUACCCGAUGUAUGUUUAUAAACCCAGGCGGGGGAUGAAGAGAGGAGAGGAGAGCAAGGAAACCUACAAACUGCCUCACAGACUUAUUGAGAAGAAAAGGCGUGACCGGAUAAAUGAGUGCAUCGCUCAGUUGAAAGAUUUAUUGCCAGAGCACCUGAAACUCACGACUCUGGGCCAUCUGGAGAAGGCUGUGGUUUUAGAGCUGACACUCAAGCAUGUGAAAGCCCUCAACUCUCUUCUCGAGCAACAGCAGCAGAAGAUCCUGGCCCUGCAGAAUGGCAUGCAAAUUGAGCAGCCUACUGUCAGCCAGGAGAAGUCUGAGGAGAUGUUUCGCUCUGGCUUCCACAUGUGUGCCAAGGAGAUUCUUCAGUAUCUGGCCAAUCAUGAGUCUGAAAGAGAUUUCUCACCAUCCCAUGUCAUCAAUCACCUCCACAAGGUAGCCGCAGAGGUGCUGCAAGGCCCAGUCCGACCACGCACUCCUCCCAGCCCUCACCCUGAGGAGGCCCCUGCCUACCACCAGCACCAACCUCACAAAGAGACACCCACCAGCCUCCCACCUAAACCAAGCGAGGGCUACGGGAGGAACUGCGUGCCCGUCAUCCAGCGGGCCUACGCUCCAACCAGCAGUGAGCAGAGUGGCAGUGAUACAGACACAGACAGCGGCUAUGGAGGGGAGCUGGAGAAGGCUGACUCUAAUGCUCAACAGGGUCAUCCAGAUUACUACAGGCAGGAGAGCCAGCUGAAGCGAGCGCUAGAUGAGAGGCAGAGUUCUGGCAUCAAGCGGGAGGAUGACGAGCCACGCCACAAACGACCCCGUGUUGAGUCAUCAGAGGACGAGCUGCUGUCAGGCGGAGAAUCAUCAUCCUCCUCGAGUGGCUACGGAAGCUACAUGAGCGUAUCUCCGAACCAUCCACCACCUCCUCCACAUCCCCUCUGCAUGCCUUUCUACCUCAUUCCACCCUCUGCUGCAGCCUACCUGCCCAUGCUGGAGAAGUGCUGGUACCCCGGAGCAGUGCCCAUGCUCUAUCCUGGGAUGGGAGGAUCUGCAUCCGCCAUGCCCAGCGAAAGGCCACCUCCACCUCAGCUGGUGUUGUCUCCAAGGGGAGGCUCUCCAGCUCCAGCCAUAUCUCAGACCCCCAUGGACUCCCCUGCCCUCCUUCAGGCGCUAAAGCAGGUACCACCCCUCAACCUGGAAACCAAAGACUAAGAGAUAGGAGAACAGGGGUGAAGAGGUGAUCCUGUUCUAGUAUCUAGACAGUAAUAGGACGGAAAACAAGACUGAGCCUUCCCAUAAUCCCUCCUCAUUCCUGCCGUCUGUUCCUCACAAAACAAGAGGACUUGUAGAAAGGUGGAGCGGAGAGGAUGCAAAGCUCUGGUUGAAUGUUUAAAGCUCAGUGGUAUUACACAAUGCAAAUGUAUCUUACAGACUGGACCUUCCCUGCACAAACGCAUAUAGACACAAACAUACAAACAUACAUACACACAAACACACACACACACAAACACACACACACACACACUUGGUUGAAUGUAAAGAAAGUUUUUAGAUGCUGCUGUUAAAGAAUACGCCGAUGACACUGAUGCACUCACUUGUAGCUGUUGCAAGAUACGCCAUCUUUGUACUUUAGAAAGUGUUGCACCAAAUAUUAGAGUUAAUAUGUCACCCAGAGUUUGUCGCCUAUGUCCUGUAGGUCACCAUUAUCAUCACUGAAAGCACCCUUCAAACCAGUACCAUAAAGUUCAAGGGUUUCCUCGUGUGUACAGACAAAAAUAAAGGGUACACCUGAUGCAUGGAUGAAGAAAUGGGCCGCAACAUGACCACACUGAAUGAGAAGUCUUGUUUUUCAUUGACAAAAACAGACGGCUAAGAUGGAUUUUUCUGUAAUUAUUGUUCAUAGACCUCUUGUACAUUUCUAUUUUUGAUACCUGUUCUUGCAGUCUGUCCAUCCAGAGAGAUAGAAAGUGGACAAUUGUACUUGUGUACUCAGAAACUGUGUACAUACUGUAGCACUGUGCUGGACCUGGUCUGCAUACUCAUCAUGCAUCUGUUUCUGCUCAAGUCAAACCUGGUGUUUGUUCUUGCUGUUGCCUUUUACUUGUGAAAAAGCUGAUAAAUCUCAGAUGUUUAUUCUCUGUACUACGUAUGAAUACUGGAGUCAAAGGAGCGAGGUGGAGAGAAGUGAAUGUAAAACAUUUUACCAGAAGACUAGUUUUCUAUAGAAAGAGGUACUUGAGAUUUUAUAUUUUGGGACCUACAUGAAAGAUGUUUGAUGUACAUAUUUUGUCAAUAAAUGUUGGUAUACAUUAUAUAAGUGUAAUAAUAAAGUAUUUUUUUCCCGUGGAAAA